Oldenlandia corymbosa var. corymbosa is the source of this 627-nucleotide messenger RNA. NCBI's taxonomy places the organism in Eukaryota, Viridiplantae, Streptophyta, Magnoliopsida, Gentianales, Rubiaceae. The record is from the annotation of a GenBank genome assembly.
AUGCUUCAAUCACUCUCUUUCACGUCUUCAUUGUCUUCAACUCUUGUUCUUGAAACCAAUGAUCAAAUCCAUUCUCCAAGAUGUUCCCCAAAGGGUGGCUUCAAUUCCACCAUUUGUUGCUCUUCGUCUUCUAGAAAUCAUGCUUACAUACCAAAGCUUGAACCUUUUAGCAGAACCAAAUUCGAACGCCUCGCGAAAGACCCUCCUCUGAUUGAAAAAUCCGAAAACCAACUCGCUGAUUAUUGUUCAACACUGGAAGGAGAACGUUCCUACAGUUGCUGGAAAGCUUAUUUUGAGCUCAAAGAACUUGAAAAAGAGGCACCAAAGGAAGAGGUGGAGAGGCUGAUCAUUGAAGCUGGUGGAGUGAAAUCUCUCAUUGGUUGCUUACAUGGCAUUGCGGACCUUUAUGGUAUUGCCAAAAAAGAAACCAAGACUUCAGAGGAGAAGGCGGCUUCAACUUCUGAGCUAAAAGGACUAAGGGAUUGCCCAAUUCCUGAUGGAUUGCCAAAAUCAAGGGAAGAGCUUGAAGAAGAAGAGAAAGCCAGAAUGCCUGAUUCACCUUUCACCAGAUUGCUGAGGGCAAAAGGGACACAUCCUGCUUGGUACUCCCCUGCUCCAGAAUAUUGA